CUUGAUUCUGAACACUUGCCGCUGACCUAUAGUGGUUUCCUUCAGCUACGUACAAAACUACUGUGCGGUUGCGACGACAGGUGAGCGUUGUUAAUAGCUGAGAGCACCGCUAGCCUGACGCGGUUGGAAUUCAGCACUCAUAUUCUACGAACAUUUAUGCACGCUACCCCAAGAGAUCGACGUGAUUUGGAACCGCAAGAAGACUGGCGCCACAUUACUAUUCCUACUCAAUCGGAUCGCUACGGCAGGUCUCGGCCUUGCGAUGAUACUCACAAUGCCUAACUGGGGAACUGCACUCACCUCUAUUGAUGUGAUGGAACGAAACAGCUGCAAAACCGUGAACUUGCUGUUGCCGAGCUUUCAGCUCCUGUUGUCCAUGAUCUGGGCAGCAUUCUCGGCCCUGCGCGUCUUUGCUGUCAGCGGUCGGAAUUGGCGUCUCGCCAGCUUCGUAUUUGCCCUGAGUAUGGUGCCAGUUGGCACAAACCUCGUAGGCUCCAUCCGCGUGACAUCUCGACAUCCGGGAGACAUACGCCAUCAUCGAGUGCCGUGGUAUGGCCCUGCCUGCGACCUCACUUCUCUCCUAUCAGCGAAGACUAGCCUAACGUGCGUGUUCGUGCUCAUCUUGACUCGCGCAUGCCUUAUAGCAGCGGACGUGUUUGUCCUUGCCGUGACCUGGAGGAACACAUACAAGAUCAAGAAAGAAGCUAGCGUACACAUGACCGACGACAUGGCUGGCUCGGAACCGUCCUUCAUCGCUUCUCGCGCUUCAGGGCUGAGAUUCGCCUCCGCGGUCGUAGGCAAUCUGGGCGAGCACCUGGAACACGGUCAAACCAUGUCCGGCUCAGCAGUGUUCCAGGAUACAUAUGCAGAGACCGAAGACGGUUCGGACUCUGACGAUAUAGAAACACCUCGCGAUCAGUGGGCUCCGGACUCAAAGCCGUAUGAAGAGGAAAGACCUUCGUCGCAGGGCGAUGAAGGCAUCGCUACGUCAGCUUGACCUAUUACGACAUCCUACACCAGAUGGCCCUUGCGUAUGUAACAUUACUACCGCACACCUUCGUAUAUCAUACACGUAUCCCGGCACUAGUGCCGUAC
Fomitopsis serialis is the source of this 1095-nucleotide messenger RNA. RefSeq lists its product as uncharacterized. The coding region runs from base 263 to 997 and encodes 244 amino acids. The record is from RefSeq and is a predicted model, not a curated record. The transcript is spliced from 6 exons. Lineage: Eukaryota; Fungi; Basidiomycota; Agaricomycetes; Polyporales; Fomitopsidaceae.